Molecule: messenger RNA, 1317 nt
Organism: Amphibalanus amphitrite
Lineage: Eukaryota; Metazoa; Arthropoda; Thecostraca; Balanomorpha; Balanidae
Exons: 1
Coding region: 1-1317 (438 amino acids)
Biological process (GO): DNA integration
Molecular function (GO): nucleic acid binding
Source: RefSeq, a predicted model, not a curated record
AUGACAGCCAGCGAGUUGUGGUGGAAAGGUCCCAGCUUUCUGUGCGAGACGGCCGACAGAUGGCCUGCAAGACUGGGCUUCUUGAAGAACUUCGACAAAAGUGAAGAUCGACGAACGAAAUGUGUCGUGAAGAACACCCAGGUGAAGACGAUGGACGAGGACUGCCGCUUGCAGUCUUCUCGCUUCUCAACCUCGAAGAAGUUGCUGCGAAUCACUGGUUACGUGCUCAGGUUCGUGGCAAAUCUGAAGCGACGGUCAGGCCAUGAGCAUCAGAAGACCUCAAGCGCUUCAUCUGUACCUCCGCUGGACCCUUCAGAGGUGAAGACUGCAGAAGUAUUCUGGAUUAAGCAGGCUCAAAGUGAGUUUGAACCGGAAAGGCAGCAGCUCAUCACUCGGCGGGAAAACUCAAGUCAGAUAAAGCUGAAGGACAGUAGCAUCAGGCGACUGUCACCGUUCAUUGAUGAAGAUGGCAUCAUUCGUGUUGGCGGUCGUAUGCAGCGGUCAGACUUACCAUUUGAAGCCAAACACCCGGCGCUACUACCCAAGCGGCAUGAUGUAACGCGUCUCAUCGUUGGACAGACACACAAGGACGGAGACCACGAGAUGGGAGUGGAGCACACCGUGUCUCAGCUGAGACAGCAGUUCUGGAUAGUCGCUGCCAGAGAGACGGUGAAGCGUGCCAUACGCACCUGUCCAGAGUGCGUGAGAAGACGGAGCCCGCCAGUGGUGCAGAAGAUGGGCUCGAAGCUGCAGUGUCACGUGCAGCCGACCUACCCAGCAUUUAAACACAUAACAGUGGAUUUUGCUGGACCAUUCGAGACCCGACAAGGACGCGGAAAAACAAGACAGAACCGCUACCUGUGCUUGUUCUACUGCUUACACACGAAGGCCAUUCAUUUAGAGAUGGCAUAUGGCCUAGACACAGACAGCUUUCUUCGCGCCUUCAUGCGAUUCAUCGCGAGAAGAGGAAAGCCGAGCCAUGUGACAUCCGACAAUGCCACCAACUUCGUGGGCGCCGACAGGGAGAUACGCCGACUUCUACGUCAGCUGGAGGAAGAUGAAAUCCAGGACAAGACGGCACAUCUCUACAUCAAGUGGCAAUUCAUCCCUCCCGGAGCACCACACUUCAAUGGCGGCUGUGAAGCUAUGGUGAAGUUCGCUAAAACAGCGCUGCGCAAAACGCUACAAAGCGCUGAUCUGACUGAUGAAGAGCUGCAGACUGCCUUCUGUCGUGCUGAGGCGCUGCUGAACACUCGGCCGAUAACAGUGGUCUCGUCCGACCCAUCAGAUGACCCUCCGCUGACUUCAGCUUCAUGA